Paralichthys olivaceus (Japanese flounder) is the source of this 582-nucleotide messenger RNA. It is a transcript of the gene bglap, whose product is annotated as bone gamma-carboxyglutamate (gla) protein. Gene Ontology annotation, biological process: response to vitamin K; bone development; regulation of cellular response to insulin stimulus. Gene Ontology annotation, cellular component: extracellular region. The record is from RefSeq and is a predicted model, not a curated record. Gene Ontology annotation, molecular function: structural constituent of bone; calcium ion binding; hydroxyapatite binding. NCBI's taxonomy places the organism in Eukaryota, Metazoa, Chordata, Actinopteri, Pleuronectiformes, Paralichthyidae.
AGGAGAGAAGAAGAAGAAGUUCUCUGGUCUCUGACUCACUGUUUGUUUGUGUGAAGAAGAGAAGGUGAAAGAUGAAGACUCUGCUCCUCCUGGUUCUCUGCUCCCUGGCUGUCGUCUGCCUGGCCACAGAUGCUGCGCAGCCGGUUGCUGACAACCCUGCUCAGGACGGUUUGUUUGUGGAGCGGGAGCAGGCGUCCUCAGUGGUGAGACAGAAGAGAGCUCCUGGAGAGUACACACUCUCCCAGCUGGAGAGCCUGAGAGAAGUGUGCGAGGCCAACCUGGCCUGUGAGGACAUGAUGGACACCAGUGGAAUCAUCGCCGCCUACACCGCCUACUAUGGACCAAUCCCCUACUAGACACCGGAACCGUCGCUCAUCACAACCUUCUUUACUUUGCGUUCUCACCUUUGAGCUUAAAUUUGUAUUUGCACUUUCCAAAGUAAAACAUUUUCCAAAGCGAAGUUGAAGUUGUACCACACGUUUGAAAGAUAGAGUCGGCAUGUGAGGAUUUUUUUCCAUCGUCCUCCGUCAUCUCAGACUGUAGAGCAGUGUGAUGUGAUUGAAUAAAGAUAAAUAAAAGCUG